Messenger RNA from Ceratina calcarata, 1155 nucleotides. Its product is annotated as neprilysin-1. The transcript has 5 exons. Gene Ontology annotation, cellular component: plasma membrane. Lineage: Eukaryota; Metazoa; Arthropoda; Insecta; Hymenoptera; Apidae. Gene Ontology annotation, biological process: protein processing. The annotation marks the transcript as partial. Gene Ontology annotation, molecular function: metalloendopeptidase activity. The record is from RefSeq and is a predicted model, not a curated record.
AAUUCUUUUACUGAUUGUAAUAUAUAUUUGUCAUUAAAAUUUUCAGUGAUAUUGAAAAGAAAUGAUUUCUCUUGUAGGACAUUGCAUAAUUUCAUAUUAUGGAAACUGGUAAUGUCGCUGAUGCCUCAUAUGAUAGACGAGUACCAGCAGAAGAGGGUCGAGUUUCGAAAGAUCUUGUUGGGCAUAUUGAGUGAGAGGAACAGGUGGUCCCAUUGCGUCGAAUGGACAAAUAAAAAGCUUGGCAUGGCAGUGGGUGCUCUCUUCAUACGCGACAAUUUCAACCAUGAUAGCAAGGAGACGGCACUGGAAAUGAUUCGCACGAUACGAGAAGCGUUCAACGAGUUACUAGCCGAGAAUCAUUGGAUGGACAGUGGAACCAGGGCUGUGGCUAAGAGCAAAGCUGACUCGAUGAACGAGAGAAUCGGGUAUCCAGAAUUUCUAAAGGAUCCCAUAGAACUCUCCAAGGAAUACGUGACGCUGCAAAUUACUGAGAAUCAUUACUUGGGGAAUGUACUGGCUGUGCUCCAGUACGAUGCUUAUCACAAUCUAGAGAAACUGCGGAAGCCGGUUGAUAAGGACAAAUGGACCACGGAACCGGCCGUUGUCAACGCCUAUUACAAUCCUAAUAAAAACGACAUUGUUUUUCCGGCCGGAAUUCUGCAGCCGCCUUUCUACUCGCAGCAUUUUCCGAAAUCAUUGAACUACGGUGGGAUCGGAGUGGUAAUCGGCCACGAGAUCACUCACGGUUUCGAUGAUAAAGGGCGCCAGUUCGACAAAGAUGGGAACAUGAUGCAAUGGUGGAACAACGCGACCGUGAAAGCAUUCAGGGAAAGGGCGCAAUGCAUCGUCGAUCAGUAUUCAAAAUACAAAUUACAGGAAGUCGAUUUGUAUAUCAAUGGGAGGAUGACCCAAGGGGAGAACAUUGCUGACAACGGCGGACUCAAACAAUCAUUUAGGGUGAAUUAUUUCAUUCUAAUUAUUAGACUGCGGAUUUCAUGUGUUUCUAAAUUAAGGAUGUAUUGGCUAUACGUAAUGCCAGAAUAUUUUGGGGUAAGUUGUGACGCUGAGUGCUUUGAGAAGACUAUUACUAUGAUACUGACCACGAUGGGGCCACAAAAGACUACAUGGUUCUUUUCCUGUGGUUCACCGUGGUAA